Messenger RNA from Eriocheir sinensis (Chinese mitten crab), 3607 nucleotides. RefSeq lists its product as uncharacterized. The coding region runs from base 436 to 921 and encodes 161 amino acids. The record is from RefSeq and is a predicted model, not a curated record. Gene Ontology annotation, molecular function: protein-macromolecule adaptor activity. The transcript has 5 exons. Gene Ontology annotation, cellular component: membrane; endoplasmic reticulum. NCBI's taxonomy places the organism in Eukaryota, Metazoa, Arthropoda, Malacostraca, Decapoda, Varunidae.
GCGUGAGUGGCGUGGGCGGCCUGGGCGGGGGGCUCAGUGGCUGUUGGCGUGGCUGCUGCUGUCUGUCAUUCCUGCCGCCUCGUAUUGAUUUUGACAGAACUUUCAUUACAAAAAACAACUUCUUUUUGUUUACCUAUCUCCAUCGCAUCAUGGCUACAAGAGCACUAGAGAGAUGAGGGAGGGGCGUAACAACCUGCCCCGCUCAGUGUCCCUCAGCGUGAUCCAUGGCCGUGUUUUGCCGUGGGGGCGGGCGCGGUGGGAGCGAGUGAGCGGCAGGAGGUGAGGUGCGCCUGGCGAGCGUCUGCUGUGUGCGUGUGUGCGUGUGUUUGUGUGUGUGUGUGUGUGAGAGAGAGAUCGGCUGCAGCAGACGACGCAGCAUUGUGUCGUGCCAGGCCAGCAGACGACGUGGCAGUACAAGACGCAGCCUCCGUCGAGAUGGUGCACCAGGUGAUCUACGCGCUGCGGGGUUGGAUCGCCUUCGUGGCCUUCAUCGACAUGGGGAUGGCCGUGCAGUGCUUUCUCGACGCCGACUCCUUCCUCGGCUCACAGCUUUACACGGCCGGGGACAUAGCCGAGCAUGUUAACCCCGCCAUGUCGCGGCUGCUGGGCUCUCAACGCUUGCUGAGUGCGCUGAUCAUGACCCACUGUGCUCUCUGCAUCCACCACAUGCCGAUCCUGAGCAUGGCUGUGUGUAGCUGCAUCCUGACCAUCGCCGCCAACACAACGGAGACGCUUUGGUAUCGAACCGCGCCCAUCAACUUCUACACGCUCUUCCCCGUUGCCAUAGCCGCCGUGACCAUCGUGGGCCUGUGUGUGGCGCCGAGCUUCCUCAAGAGCCCGGAGAUCGAGGCCGAAGAGGAGGCGCACCUGCUCAAGCUGGGUCUGCCGCGGCGCAAGUGCUGGAACAAGAAGAGGACCUGAUGCUUGAGGGGGGCAGCUCUCCCUCCACGCCUACACCCCCCGCACGCACAUGCCACGCCCCCCCCGCCCCCGCCCCCGCCUCAGCCGCGACACAACCCGCUCAACGAAGGCACGACUCCCGCACCGCCGCCGGCCCUCGCUGGGGUUAGAUGGACUUGACUUGACCUGCUUCAAACCCACGUGCUGACGACAGGAGGCUGACCAGUGUCUGGCCACGCCGGGAAGUAGCACACACAAAAGGUCACAGUGCUUUCCCAUGACCUCACAGCCGUCACCAAGCAGCCUUGUUACCUCCCCCCAUAUCCCCCCCCUCACGUGCUGACGACAUGCAGGAGGCUGACCCAUGUCUGACCACGCCGGGAGGCAGCUACAGAGAGCCUCAGUGCUUUAUCGUGAUCUCACAGCCGCCUGUCAGCCCUGUAGAUCAGUGUCCUUCAAACUCUUCUCCCUGCAACCCGAUUCUGAUCCCUGUCUUUUCUUGUAUGAUAGUUUCCGGUCCUUACCCACCAGGGGCCCUAGGGCUAAUGCGACGGAGAUGAGUAUUGCGGCCACGCAUAGCUAUAGCGCACGCCCCCAAGUUUACCUGCGUACUCCCGACCUGUUUUGAAGGAUCUUGACAGUACUGAUAGCUGUAGGCCUCCUGCAAGCCUGUAUUCUUUUUAUCCAUAUACGUAAGGAAGUAGCGACCCAUUGAGCAGUCUCGAGAUCCAGUACUGGGGCGCGUCCUGUGCUUUGAAGAACCAUUUUCCUCGACCUUCAAGACCGCUCCCAUUCCCUUGUCACCCACUUCUUUCGUCGCCUCCCGAGUCUUGCCGUGGCCUUGUCGAGUGACUGUGAAUGACGCGAAUGAUUGUUAGCGGUGGUGACAGUCAGAGUGACGCCUGACUGAUGUUAUGCACUAAAAUGGCUCAGGUCCUACAUCAUGUGACUGACCGUGUCCAGAAAAGUGAUUUAUGUAACACUCAAGUGAUUCGUAACCCCUGACCAGUCGUAAUGAUGCAUCAUUGUUUUAACGAUGCCUGACCCGCGUUACGUGCAUCGCAGGAUAACUGACAGCACGCACGAGAACCUAACUAGCGCCUUGUAUGCCAGAGUGAAGCUACUCACUUCAGUAACCAGUAAGUUAUGCAUGCCAGGGUGACUUACGCGAUAAGUGAUAACGUUGAUUUACCUACACGAAGUCGUUCUUGCUAUGGGGACUUAGUGAUGAGAAGUCGUUCAUGACAGGGGGACUUGGUGAUGGGAAGUCGUUCAUGCCAGGGGGAGUUACUGAUGGUAAGUCGUUCAUGCCAGGGGGAGUUACUGAUGGUAAGUCGUUCAUGCCAGGGGGAGUUACUGAUGGUAAGUCGUUCAUGCCAAGGGGACUUACUGAUGGGCAGUCAAUCAUGCCAGGGGGACUUGGUGAUGGAAGUCGUUCUUGCCAGGGGGAGUUGGUGAUGAAAAGUCGUUGAUGCCAGGGGGACUUAUUGAUGGGGAGUUGUUCAUGCCAAGGGGACCUACUGAUGGGAAGUCCUUCAUGCCAGGAGGACUUACUAAUGGGAACUCAUGCAGACUUGCGUGACAGGUUUAUUGGAUUCUUGUGGAGAGUGUGGAGGGGAGGCAGCAGAGCCCGUCCCAGGCAGCAGCAAGGGGCAGCGUGACGGAGGGGGUGGGGUGGGGGGAGAGGAGACCGUCGUUCAAUUCAACCUCAAGCGUCAUGAAGUGAUUUUCCUAAACCUUUUUCUAAUGUAAAUUACCAGUCUUUCCUCUUUACCUACGAAUAUUCUUACAUAUACAUUCUUUUUUUGUUAAUUUAUUCACUAAUUUAUCUACAAAUUUAUUUCACAAUACACAUCUAUUUUGUGGUGAUAAGAUGCCUUGCUCCAUCCCUGAUCACAUGGUGUGCCCUGCGCUCCAUCAAGCCCAAGGAGACUAUAUAACUAUAUAGUCCCCUUGAUCACUCCCGUCACUGAUGAACCAACAGACUGCACAUGUUGUUUUCUCCCUAUUAUCUAUCAUACGUGCAUUCAUGGGGAGAGAGUGCACUGUGCAGUUUCCUAGGUUACAGGAUCUUCCCCUCAUUCAUCUGCCUGUGGGUGGUGCAUCUGCUGCGGCUGGUGACGGCCGUGUGAUCUAUAGGGAGUCUGCGAGCAGAGCUGGCCUAGGAGAAAAUAUUUAUAUCCAUUGAACCUCUUUUUUCUCCUUUCACAUCAGAGGGUAAUAUCGAAAACAAGGUAAUGAAUUUGUGAACUGUAUUUGAGUGUGCGUGUUUCUUGGCGGUUUAUCAAUGAUGCCCACAUUUUUGUCUCUGCAAAAUCAAAGAACAAUACUCUGGAAAAAAAAAUGGUAAUGCCGAAUCUGCAUAUGAAAGACGUUUGACAUUUAAAAAAAAAUAUAUGUUUACUUUUACUGAAUUUAGUUUAAAAAAAAAGAAGAUAUACGUGGCGCCUGCUGUCAAGUCAGUUGAAAGUGAACCUGUAAAUGUAUGUAUAUGAAGAUGAGGAAGCUUAUACAUUGGUAUGUAAAAAGUUUAGCAAGACAUAUCGUCGCCGAAUGCCUGUAUGUGAGGGAAACCUGUGGCUUGAUGAUCAAAGAUACCAGUGUGCUUUGCUACAAAAAAUAAAAAUAAAAUAAAGUAUAAUAGCGUCGUAGACAGUUCAUUUUGACGAAAAUUUCUAUGGAAAGUAAAUAAAUGUAUGAAAAAGUA